This is a messenger RNA of Iphiclides podalirius (scarce swallowtail), 576 nucleotides long. The record is from the annotation of a GenBank genome assembly. NCBI's taxonomy places the organism in Eukaryota, Metazoa, Arthropoda, Insecta, Lepidoptera, Papilionidae.
AUGCGAACAAGAUUGUCCAAGUCAGCAGAGGGGUCGACGGCAAUGCUGUCUAGAAUGUUCUCACGCUUGUUUCGUGUUAGGACGCGAUUACCGCGCGAUGAGGCAGUCCGUCUGCACGCGGAACACUGGCCAUCCAAAUGCCGCGCGGUAACUGGCUACGUGUGUGCCAUCGUCGUCGUAGACAUACAGUUCGGGCGGCGGGUCACAGGUGGCGUUAGGGUCGCCCGUAACUCUAGCGCUGUCGCCCGGCGCGCCCUGCCCGCAAAAUUUAUGCACAUUCUCAUUACAACGGACUCGCGCAGUCGGCUGCCGCUGCCGAUGAAGCCGUCACCGCGCGACGCAACGGGCACGCGCACGGCCCGCGUAGCAUUAGCGGCCGCGCGAUCCGAUCUCUAUGGACACCGCGACAGGAUUCACGUCACGCCCGCGCGCCGGUCGAAGAUGGCAUUGUUUCAGUCCGAAUUCCUGAUCUAUGACGCGAUCGUUUCAAUCGCGGGCCGAUUUGUCAUUCGCCCCGCGAGCCGCUCGCCGUUUUGGCAAUCCGCGCGCGCGCCCGCCACAUUGGCUAAUACGCCG